AUGGCAAUCGACGCUACAAUGGCUACGGAGGAAGACAUUGCGAUGCGACAAUAUCGUGCGCGUUCGGAUAAAAUUUCAAGUAUUAUGGGAGGAUAUCUGCUGAAGGGGUGGCGUAUGUUGGGUGAGACCUGCGACGCCUGUGACACAAUCCUCCUAAUGGACCGAGAAGGCCAGACCUACUGCAUUGGCUGCUCCGAGAUUGAUGGCAAACAUGACCCACCAGCACCUGCAGUCACAAGCGGUGGCGGUUUGACCAAUGGCGCAUCUGGGGACAAACAAUUAACUCCUGUAUCUCAGGACAGUCACACAACAACACGAGAGUACGCUGUUCUCACUGAGCAUCCUGCAUCAUCAGUUGAAAUGGCAACAGUCAUGGUUCCUCGUGCACCGUCUAACCAGUCUCUCGAAACUGGACCAUCCACGGGCCUCCCUGCGCCAGUAUCUGCUAUCCGAGAUAAACUACUCUUCUGUCUUUCUCGCCUGGAGUCCUGUGAUUCUGCGGAGGAAAUCCAACAAUGGGCCGGUGCUAUCAAGGGUCUCUCAGAAGCAUUUGUUUGUGUAAAAAAGUGUUCUUUCUGA
Messenger RNA from Dibothriocephalus latus, 579 nucleotides. The record is from the annotation of a GenBank genome assembly. Lineage: Eukaryota; Metazoa; Platyhelminthes; Cestoda; Diphyllobothriidea; Diphyllobothriidae.